Molecule: messenger RNA, 1270 nt
Organism: Manihot esculenta (cassava)
Lineage: Eukaryota; Viridiplantae; Streptophyta; Magnoliopsida; Malpighiales; Euphorbiaceae
Exons: 4
Coding region: 338-1018 (226 amino acids)
Source: RefSeq, a predicted model, not a curated record
GCAAAAAGGAGAGAGAAAGAAAGAAAAAGUCAUGCAGGUUCUAACGGUCGAAUUAUGCAAUUAAAAAUCCAAAAAUUAAAAUCCCCUCUUGAUUAUUCUUCUUUCUUGACGUUGCAAAAUCCCCUUCAAGAAUUCAAUUCCUCCACUUUCUCUCCCAGUUUUAUCUGGAUCCAAGCUCUAACCUACCUGCAGAGUCUCGAAAUUAGCUCAAAAGCCUCCUGAAUUUUCCUUCAUUUUCUCUCUGUUUUCUUUGCACUUCCGACUUCUACUUCCUGAUUUACAUAGUUAAUACAAUCUUUUUUAUUCUGUUUCUGUUUUCUGCAGAUUCUUGGAGACCAUGGAGCCGGAAAUCAUUGAUUGGAGCAGCAUUGAAUCUAUUUUUGUAGAAGAUGAAGUAUAUGAGAACUUGGAUGCACCAAAGUGGUUUGAUUUCUCUGCAACUAGCCAUGACGAACAGCCCACUGAUGAUGAUGAUGCCUGGUUCUGCAAAUCAAAUUGCAAGCAUCCGAAGACUGCAGAAGAUUUUAAAAAAUCUACCUUUAAUUCAAAGGUGAAAUUUUUAAGAUCUAUGAACAUAUCUGAAAUGGUCCCUUUCAGGGACAGAACUUGCAGAGAUGCGAAGAAAAAAGAAGCAGAAAAGGCCAAUCAACAGAGCCUUGAAUCUGUAGAAAACUUAGGUGAAGAUGUGGAGAACAAGGAUCCAAACUUAAAUGAUUUCCAUCCUUUUACUAAUCUUGUGUCAAAGAAAGCAAUGACCAAAUCAUGUGCAGAGAAAAAUCAGCAAUUGGGUGAUCCGCAAGUAAAUUCAUCAAAGCCGCCAAGGCUGAGAAGCACAUUUUCAGCCCGGAAUUUGAAAGGUGGAAGAGAAAUUUUGAAUCAGAUCACAGAGUUCUGUUCUGAAUUAAAGAAAUUGGCAAAGAAGGGAUCAAAGAGAGCGACAACAGAGAAGGUUUUGGGUGAGAUGAAAGAGAGAGUAGAAGAAAAGGGGAGGGUUCCUCUGCUUGAGGUCAAGAAAUAAAGGAGAGUUAAACAGAGUAAAAACAGGGGAAAUAGUGAAAUGUUCUGUUUGUGAACAACUGUCAGGUCAAUAGGCAAUUCCGCUUGAGCCAUUUGGGCAUUGAAUUGCAUAUUCAAAGAGAUGUUUAUAGAAAUUUGAUAACUUUAUAGAGAAUAGUGAGUCAAAUUCUCGUAAUUGGAACACUUCUUUUUGCAGAUUUAUGUCUUUUUUCCGUUGCUAAUCUAAAAGAAAUAAUUUUAACAUUUUUAGUAA